Ostrinia furnacalis (Asian corn borer) is the source of this 1366-nucleotide messenger RNA. It is a transcript of the gene Ccdc56, whose product is annotated as Coiled-coil domain containing 56. Bases 79 to 342 code for a protein of 87 amino acids. The transcript has a single exon. The record is from RefSeq and is a predicted model, not a curated record. Lineage: Eukaryota; Metazoa; Arthropoda; Insecta; Lepidoptera; Crambidae. Gene Ontology annotation, biological process: mitochondrial respiratory chain complex IV assembly. Gene Ontology annotation, cellular component: mitochondrial inner membrane.
AUUCAUUCAUUCUGCAUUUGACAUUUGUCAGUUCAUUCACAAGUUUUGAGGUUAUCCAGUCUCUAUUGUUAAAUCGUAAUGGGAGACUCAAGUUUCAAGCCGAAGAUCAGCACAGGCAAUCAAGAUCCCGUGCUCAAAAAAGCCGAGCUCGAUUAUAUGAAACUAAUAGAACAGAAGAACCUGGAACGCGUAGCGAAGUUGCAACAAAUAAACAGACGCAAUAGGUUCACUGGUUUUGCAAUCGGAGCUGGAGUGUUCAGUAUUUACCUGUAUUCUAUCUUCGCAGUGAAGCAAGAGACAUUCCUCGACGAUUUUAACGAACCUGCGAAGGUUCAACAAUAAUGGCUGCGGUAAGGAAAGCUGCGCAGAUUAGAUUGCCUCCUCUUCCGAGUAUCAAAGAUGUCAUCAGGUUGUAUAAGUUGCGCGCACUCAAGGAACUGUCUCAAAACUUUCUGUUGGAGCCCCGGUUGAUCGAUAAAAUAGUGCGCGCCGCUGGAAAUAUAGAGAACCAUGUAGUGUGUGAAGUUGGACCAGGCCCCGGAGGUAUAACAAGAUCCAUAAUACAGCAGGCUCCGCGCAAAGUAAUUCUCAUUGAAAAGGAUCGUCGAUUUACGCCAUCACUAGAACUCCUAGCAGACGCAUGCAGAGACAAGGUGGAUGUGGAUAUCAUCAAUGGUGACAUCUUGAAAACAGAUAUAGCUAGUUUUUUGCCUGCAGAUGUGAAGACAGAUUGGUUGGAUCCCCCACCACCUAUUAAUCUUAUUGGUAACCUGCCUUUUAGUGUGUCAACAAUACUAAUCAUUCGUUGGCUAGAAAUGAUUUCCAAACAAGAAGGACCUUGGGCUUUUGGCCGUGCUAGGAUGACUUUGACCUUCCAAAAGGAGGUUGCCCAGAGAAUGGCUGCACGCAUUUUAGAUAGCCAAAGAUGUCGUUUGUCAGUUAUGUGCCAGACCUGGUGUAAUGUAAACUACAAAUUUGACAUAAAUGGUUCAGCAUUCCUACCAAAACCGGAUGUUGAUGUGGGUGUAGUAACUCUUACCCCUCUCAAGCAACCGUUGAUAAAGUUGCCUUUCAAGAUGGUAGAGAAAGUGGUGCGUCAAAUAUUCUCAAUGAGGAGAAAAUAUUCAAUUAGAGGAGCCCAGACCUUGUUUCCGGAGGAAGUGCGUGAAGAAAUGGCUUUGAAAAUGUACCAAAUGGCUGACAUUGAUCCUGUUACAAGGCCUUAUCAAAUUGCUAACAUGGAAUUUGGUAGGCUUUGUGAGGCCUACAAUGAAAUUAUUAAAAAACAUCCUGAAUUAGAAAGCUAUGAUUACCGAGCACCUAAAAACAAAAAUAAGGAAAUAGUGCAACAGGAGGCAAUGGAAGA